AUGCAUUCUCGUCAAAUGAUACAUAAACAUGAUGGUAAAUUCAAAGAAGCAACAGAUCUUAAUACUAAAACAUUAAAUAAAAUUACUACAGCAUGUCAAAAUGGUGAUGUUCAUAUAUUACAAACAGUUUUAGAAUCAAUUCCAUUAAAGAAACUCGGCCGUUAUUUAAAUGCAAUGAUCGAAGGUCAAGAGAUAUACACAUAUGUCACUCCACUGAUGAUUGCAUCUGUUCAUGGACAUAAUUCAAUCGUACGUUUUUUAUUAGAAAAUUAUUCUCAUCAUUGUAUAGUUGAUGCGCAGAAUUAUUCUUCUUACUAUGAUUCUGAUUAUAAUUAUGAUUUUGAACAUUUUAAUAAACAGACAGCACUUUGGCUUGCAGUCAGAUCUAAACAUCUAAACGUUGUUCGAACUCUUGUCUCACUUGGAAAAGCAAAUGUUAAUCAAAAAGCAGACUAUGACUAUACGACAUCAAACAGGACACCGUUGUAUCUAGCAUGUUUCAAUGGACAAUUAAAAAUGGUCAAGUAUCUUGUAGAGAAUGGUGCUGAUUUAUAUCAUACAGAUAAGAAUGAUUCAACAUCUCUUAUGAUUGCAUCCCACUAUGGUCAUGAUGAUAUUGUACAGUAUUUGUUAAGUUUUGGUGAUAGUAGUAGUCAUCUUUUGAAUGCAGUCAAUAACAAAGGAUCUACUGCAUUACAUGAAGCAGCAGGAUCGGGAAAAUUGAGUACUAUUAAAUUAUUUCUGGAACAAUAUCAUGCGAAAAUUGUAAAGGAUAACAAUGGAUAUACACCAUUGACAAUAGCUGGUAUCAAUAAUCAACAAAAACUUCUAAACUAUUUUAUUGAAAAUAAGACACAAUACGGAUACACAUUUUCAGAAAUUAUCGAUGAACUUGAAUUGAUCGGAUCUUAUCAUAUGAUAAAUUAUAUUGGACCUGACCCUGAAAGAGCUUAUGAUUAUCUGUUGUGGGCAAUGCGAUUAAGAUAUAAAGUUCCAAAGUUACCAUUUUUCAAAAACAAUCUACCUUCUCCAAUUGAAGCCUAUGAAUAUUGUACUGAAUGUCGAACAAUUAAAGAGUUAGAAUCAAUAAGAAAUAAUCCUAAUCGGAUGAUUAUAGAAUGUCUUAUGAUACAUGAACGAGCAGGUGUUACAUCGAAUUUUUUAGAUUUACUUGAUCAUCAGGCUGAGUUAUGUGGAUAUGAUUUAAAUUCAAUUAAUCUUGAUAGUGAUUUAGGUGGACCUGAAGAAUGUCAGCUUGCUUUACGACUAUGGCUACAUGCAUAUCAUCUUAGAAUACAAACACAAAUUAAUUUAAAUAAAUGUGUAUCUUAUUUGAUGGAUUGUACUAGAAUUAUAAGUGAACUGAUUAAUAGUAAAAGAAUGAAUGAAAUUCAAUUUGAUAUAUUGAUGAAAGUAUUAGAAGCAACAGAAAAUGAAUAUCUAAGAAAUAAAAAUCUUGAAUUAAUACUUGAUGUCGGACGAGAAAAUAAAAAUUUUUCUUGUUCAUCAAGUGAAAUUGAUGAAACUAUGGGAAACAACGGAGAUAAGUGUUUAUAUAUCAUUCUCAAUCUUCUUUUCAAUGCGAUGAAAAUCUUAAGAUGUAAUAAUAAGAAAACACAAGAACGACAAUCAAUUAUUGUUCAACGUGUUAAAAAAUAUAUUGUAUCAGAUUGGCGUACUUUAUCUGAUAACAAAACAUUGUUACACUUAUCUUUAAUGGAACAUCAUAACUCUAUUUCUGUUGGUAUUUGCAGAAGGUUUCCAUCGCUAUCAAUAGUUCAACUAUUAUUAUCUUGCCGGGCAUCGAUCAAUGCUAUUGAUUGUCAUCAUUAUACACCAUUACAUAAUUUGGCCAGCAAUAAAUUUAAAAAACUUACCAAGAAAAAGUGGGACGAUAUAAAAAAAAUAUUUAAAUUACUUAUCAAUGAUGGUGCACAUCUUGAUGCAAUAGCACAAGGAAAAACACCAGAAGAUUGUACUCAACAUGAAACCCUUAAAAGUCUUUUCCGAAUAUAUCCAAAUCAGCUCAGUCUGAAAUGUCUAUGCGCACGAAUGAUUCAAAAGAGCCAAUUAAAUUAUAUGGAUUAUGUUCCAAAAGCUUUGUACACAUUUAUUGAACUACAUUGA
This is a messenger RNA of Rotaria sordida, 2127 nucleotides long. NCBI's taxonomy places the organism in Eukaryota, Metazoa, Rotifera, Eurotatoria, Philodinida, Philodinidae. The record is from the annotation of a GenBank genome assembly.